GGGCGAUCGGGCCCUCGGACGCCGCGGCUGACGAAUGGGCGCGCAAGGGCGGCUUCAUCCACAAGCCCGCGCACGGCUGGCUGCACCCCGACGCCAGGGUCCUGGGGCCCGGGGUCUCCUACAUCGUCCGGUACAUGGGCUGCAUUGAGGUGCUCAGAUCCAUGCGCUCCCUGGACUUCAGCACUCGGACCCAGGUGACCAGGGAGGCCAUCAAUCGGCUCCACGAGGCCGUGCCAGGCAUCAGGGGCUCCUGGAAGAAGAAGGCGCCCAACAAGGCACUGUCCUCUAUCCUGGGGAAGAGCAACCUACGCUUUGCCGGCAUGAGCAUUUCUGUGAACAUUUCCAUCGACGGCCUUAACCUCUCGGUGCCCGCCACCCGUCAGGUCAUCGCCAGCCACCACAUGCAGUCCAUCUCCUUCGCAUCGGGUGGUGACACGGACAUGACGGAUUAUGUGGCCUACGUCGCCAAGGACCCCAUCAACCAGAGAGCCUGUCACAUCCUGGAGUGCUGCGAGGGCCUGGCGCAGAGCGUCAUCAGCACCGUGGGCCAAGCCUUCGAGUUGCGCUUCAAGCAGUACCUGCACAGCCCCCCCAAGGCAGUCGUGCCCCCCGAAAGGCUGACCGGGCUGGAGGAGUCGGCCUGGGGGGAGGAGGAGGAGGCCGAGGGACACAACUACUACAACAGCAUCCCGGGGAAGGAGCCGCCGCCGGGCGGGCUGGUGGACUCCAGGCUGGCUAUCACGCAGCCCUGUGGCUUCGCAGCGCUCGGCCAGGGAGCAUCUCCAUUGCGAAGAGACACCCGCAGCCUGCAGUGGGACCAGUGCUCUUCCGGCUCAGCCCUGCCGGGGGAUGGCUAUGUGCAGGCAGAUGCCCGGGGGCCUCGGGACUAUGAGGAGCACCUGUACGUCAACACACAGGGUCUGGAUGCCCUGGAGCCCGAGGACCUGGUGCCCCCGCAGCCUGAGGAGAGCCCCAAGAAGGACCUGUUCGAUAUGCGACCCUUUGAGGAUGCUCUGAGGCUGCACGAGUGCUCGGCGGGCAUUGCAGAGGAUCAGUGGCCCAGUCCCCCCACCCGCCGGGCCCCCAUCGCUCCCACGGAAGAGCAGCUGCGCCAGGAACCCUGGUACCAUGGCCGCAUGAGCCGCCGGGCGGCUGAGAGGCUGCUGCGAGCUGAUGGGGACUUCCUGGUGCGAGAUAGCGUCACCAACCCCGGGCAGUACGUCCUCACGGGCAUGCACGCCGGGCAGCCCAAGCACCUGCUGCUGGUGGACCCCGAGGGUGUGGUGCGGACGAAGGAUGUGCUGUUCGAGAGCAUCAGCCACCUCAUCGACUACCACCUGCAGAAUGGGCAGCCCAUCGUGGCUGCCGAGAGCGAGCUGCACCUGCGUGGCGUGGUUGCACGGGAACCCUGAGCCGAUGCCCAGGUGACUGUUAGCGGCUCCUGCCCCCAGGUGCCCCUGUCGUGGCCUUAUGGGCACUCAGCCUUCCUCUCCGGGCCUGUCGGGCUGGAACCACAGAACCGCUGCUGUCUCCUCCACGGGAGCCUCGGGCAUCCCUUCCUGCCUGUGCCUGCUGCCCCGCACCAAGCCAGGCGCUCAUACCAAAGACAGAGCCUUCCUCGCCUUCAGAGCAGACACUUGGGGGUGCAGCCGUGCCUGGCCUCGCCCCACCAUCCCCGUCAUGGGCAGAGACCCCAUGUGCUCCUCCCUGGCUGGACUUGAGUUAUGUGCCUGGUCCCCGCCCCAGUGUGCACAUGUGGGGCCUGCCCUGGCUAGACUCUUGCCCACCUGAGAUACCAGGUGCCCACUGUCUUGUUGGGGGGAGAACUAAGGUGCUUUGGGGGUCUCAGGCGAGGGCACAUGCUAAUGUUAUGGGGGGGGCAGUCCUGGGGCCUCCCUUGGCUGCUCCAGGUUAGGAGACUGGGAGACUGUGAGGCCCCCGCCUGCCCUCCAGCUGCAGACUGGACUGGACAUUGGAUGUUUGUAAUUAAACCUGGGCGUGAUGACAGCCUGA
Molecule: messenger RNA, 2013 nt
Organism: Chinchilla lanigera (long-tailed chinchilla)
Lineage: Eukaryota; Metazoa; Chordata; Mammalia; Rodentia; Chinchillidae
Gene: Shc2
Product: SHC (Src homology 2 domain containing) transforming protein 2
Biological process (GO): intracellular signal transduction; cell surface receptor protein tyrosine kinase signaling pathway
Cellular component (GO): plasma membrane
Molecular function (GO): receptor tyrosine kinase binding
Source: RefSeq, a predicted model, not a curated record